Messenger RNA from Harpia harpyja (harpy eagle), 2630 nucleotides. It is a transcript of the gene SEC22B, whose product is annotated as SEC22 homolog B, vesicle trafficking protein. Gene Ontology annotation, molecular function: SNAP receptor activity. The record is from RefSeq and is a predicted model, not a curated record. The transcript has 5 exons. Gene Ontology annotation, cellular component: endoplasmic reticulum membrane; SNARE complex; ER to Golgi transport vesicle membrane. Lineage: Eukaryota; Metazoa; Chordata; Aves; Accipitriformes; Accipitridae. Gene Ontology annotation, biological process: endoplasmic reticulum to Golgi vesicle-mediated transport; vesicle fusion with Golgi apparatus; retrograde vesicle-mediated transport, Golgi to endoplasmic reticulum. Bases 5 to 745 code for a protein of 246 amino acids.
CCGGAUGUUGCAGCGGCAGUUUCCGGCCAGCUCCGUGGCAGGGGCAGGCGGCGGGUGCGGGUCUGAGCGGCGGGCGGGCCGCAGUGGGGCCGCGGAGAUGGUGCUGCUCACGAUGAUCGCCCGUGUGGCGGACGGGCUCCCGCUGGCCGCCUCCAUGCAGGAGGACGAGCAGUCAGGCCGCGAUCUACAGCAGUACCAGAGUCAAGCGAAGCAGCUCUUCCGCAAGCUGAACGAGCAGUCCCCCACGAGAUGUACUCUCGAAGCAGGAGCCAUGGCUUUCCACUACAUCAUUGAGAAAGGAGUGUGUUACCUGGUCCUGUGUGAAGCUGCAUUCCCCAAGAAACUGGCCUUUGCAUAUCUGGAAGACUUGCAUUCAGAGUUUGAUGAGCAGCAUGGCAAGAAGGUGCCAACGGUCUCCAGGCCCUAUUCCUUCAUUGAAUUUGAUACCUACAUACAGAAAACCAAGAAACUCUACAUUGAUAGCCGGGCGAGGAGGAACCUGGGCUCCAUCAACACAGAGCUGCAGGAUGUGCAGAGGAUUAUGGUGGCCAACAUUGAGGAAGUCUUACAGCGAGGAGAGGCACUUUCAGCUCUGGAUUCCAAGGCCAACAGCUUGUCCAGUUUGUCCAAGAAGUACCGUCAGGAUGCGAAGUAUCUGAACAUGCGUUCCACUUACGCCAAACUUGCAGCGGUAGCUGUGUUUUUUAUCAUGUUGAUCGUCUAUGUGAGAUUCUGGUGGCUGUGAGCCAGUUGCAGCCACGGAAGAGGGAAAGUCGGUAGCCUGGCAGGUGUAUGUGUGCAGGACACUGUUCACGGGGGAUGUGCAUUAGAAUCCACACAGGACCAUCACCUUUAUGGGAGUGUCCUGAAAUUGUUAGGUGACACCUGACUACUACACCUCUUACUGAAGCCUAACAAUAGGUGUAGUAAAGGCUUGUUGACUACAGGCUUUUCCUCUGAGGCAGUUUGCACUAGGGUACUGCAGAGUUUGGCCUCCCAUGGUUCUGCCCCCCACCUCCUGGGGGCAUGCUCUGGGAACAGUCAAUCAGCGCGGUUUAGCAUAAUCACAUUGUACGUCCUCCUAUUGAGUAGCUCUAGUGGGAACUGGACUCUAAUGAACAUUCCUUGUGUUGGCAAUGUUUGCUUUUUUAGAAUCUGGGUCUGCAGUUAUUUUUCUUUCUUUUCUUUUUUUUUAAAGACAAGACUCCCCUGUUUGAAGGCAAAUACUGCACUGUACAUAUAAUAGCUUUCAUCUCUGUCAGAAUAGCUAUUGUUGAGUUUUCUGUGUCUUGACACGUUGGCUUGUUACACUUUAAAUUGCUUUAGGAAGAAAUGGAUGUUAAAUUAUGCCUUAAAAUACAUUCUGUCUAGUACUAGGAGGGGCAAUGAAAGGCUUCUAUAUUACUGAUUCCUAUAAAAUUAAACUACAGGUUCGUUAAGUGUCUACUUUCCCUCUCCUGACAGCUGUGUAUGACAGUAUGUUUCCAUGUGAACAGGGUGUGUAAUUCAAUGCUGUUGGAGCGGGCACAGUGCAAACUAUGUCAGCACUCUGUUUUUUUUUUUUUUACCCUUCCAUCUGCAGAUUCACUACAUUAUUUCCUUCCUUUUUAUAACUGUGCUUUCCUUCCAAAAUAUGUCAAAACUGCCAGCGUUUCAUCUCUGGGAUGCUUGUUUUCUUUCUCCCUCUUUCCCCCACCUAAAACAACCAAAAAAACCAAAACUCUGAAUGUUGUGAAGAAAAAGCAGUGUUUCCUUAAAAAACACUUCAACUUUACAUGAAGGAUUCAAAAGGAUAAUUUAAAAACAGUGGAAUCCUUUGGAAACACCACCUUUUUUUCAUGUGGUCACCCUCUCCCUACCUCACUUGGGAAGUUGAAACUGUAGGUGAAGAAAAACUUGUUGUGGGGCAAUAGUAUAUAGCUACUUCUUUCUUAUGGGCCAAUCUAUAGACUUCCAGUGUAAUGUAAUUUUUUUUUUAAUUUUUUUGUCCACCUGUGCUAAGAAUAACAUUUUACCAGUCAGCUUUUGUUUUUAUUUAAAAAAAAAAAAAGAAACCCCACAGCUCAGGCACUCUUCUGCACUCAAGUGUCUGCCACUUGGUAGGAAGCAGGCAGUGUCACAGAAGGAAGUUUCAGGACUCCCCGGCACCUUUCACAAGCACAUAAUCUUGUGUAGUUCUGGAAGUAUAAGCUGUGACCUAGAAAUGUUUCCUGCCACUGGUAGGGAACAGAGCUAUUGUCCUGACUGGGAACACCCCAGCUUGGCACUGUGUUGGACUGGCAGGGAAGCAGUUAGCACUCGUCCAAUAAACCUAGCAAAUCUGAUCUGCCAUGUAGUCUUAAAAUCAUCUGGUUUCUGCAUGAUGCCUCCAAGUGUUACUUUGUAGAUUGCUUUAUUAUUAUUAUCAUUAUUUUUAAUCCUUUUAAGUGGUGUCCCGAACAGGUGAAUAUCCCAGUGAUGUAGGUCUUGGAACGUAGGCUCUGAAAGGUGAGCAGACACCGACCAUAUGUGGAUUGUCAUGAUUGGAGGGGAGUGAUGCUUCUGCAGCAAAGGGCAGCUGGGUGAGCAGUUGCCUACUGCAGCCCCAGUGUCAGCAGUGAAAUAAACGCUUCUGAAAAAUCCACUCUGCA